CUGUACCGGUUGUGUGUGCACUUCCUCAGGUCGCCUAACAGAGUGUACCCACGGUGCGCCGGUGCGCGUUGACUGCCCCGCCCGUGACAGACAGACAAACAAUACGAAAAGCUCACUAUUACGACAUCUCUCUGACUGUCUGGCUGUUUACGAUUGUUCUGGUACAUUUACAAAUACACAUACAUACAACAAAUGGACUUGGGUGUUGAGUGUUAGGUUUUAGUUGUGUGUCGAGAUGAUGGACAAUUCGGGAAUGGACUCAGCAAGCGAUCACAGUAGCCACGCGUCUUCCGGUUCACCGGCCGUUGCAAUCAAGCAGUCUCCUUCGCCUCCGAACAACUUAAUCAACAGCCACCAUCACAAUCACAACCAUCAAGUACACAGUCCGAGACAAGCGAGUCCUUUAGGCCCUCCGAUGUCGAUGGCUCAUCCGCUUUCGCCGCCACCGGUGACUUCAGCAAGUCUGGCUCGCAGCAUGGCUCUUGGACACUUGCCGCCCCCAGGUCUCGGACUUCUUAACUCCCUAGGAGUUCUGCACAACCCUUUGGACUUGAUGGCUCAUCAUGCUCCUCCACGUUCUUACAACAGUCCUCCACCGAUUUCGACUUCCGAUCCAACGGCCAACGAGUGUAAGUUAGUUGAUUAUCGCGGACAAAAAGUGGCGGCUUUUAUUAUUGCUGGAGACACUAUGUUAUGUCUUCCUCAAGCAUUCGAACUCUUCUUGAAGCAUUUAGUGGGCGGUUUACACACAGUUUAUACCAAGUUAAAGCGUCUGGACAUUGUACCUCUCGUCUGUAACGUCGAACAAGUUCGAAUCCUCAGAGGGCUGGGAGCCAUCCAACCAGGUGUCAACAGAUGUAAACUGCUGUCUUGUAAGGACUUCGAUACUCUUUACAGAGACUGUACAACAGCCAGUUCCAGGCCUGGUCGUCCACCAAAGAGAGCACCAGUGGGACUCAGUCUGGCCGCAACGCACCUCCAACAUCAACAACAGCUCAAAAAACAUCGCAUUGACAACGGAGACUAUCCUUACGAAAACGGACACAUGGGUGAUAUGUCACGACUAGAAAAAUCACCUUUACUGGCCAACGGUUACAAUCAUCCACCUCAUUUAAGUCACAUGCAGUUUAUGCAAUUGCCUCAUCCCGCUGCCGCACAUUCAGCACUAUUAUCACCUGCCAUGCCGCACAAUCUGGCAAGGCCCGAUGGUUCCGUUAUAAAGAACCAAGGCAUGCCUACCAUGGAAGCCAUUGCAAGGUCUGGAAUAUGGGAAAAUUGUCGGGCAGCUUAUGAAGACAUCGUUAAACAUCUAGAAAGGCUACGAGAAGAACGUAUUGACCCAGAUAAACCCUUACCCUUGGAUCAGAAACCUAGAGAUCUCAGUCCUAGAAAUUUAUCACCAACAGAACACAGUCCAGUUCUGAACCUGUCAAAAAGCGGUGGUGGUAGUGCUGGUUCGCUGGGAGACAAUGACCAUUCCGGGAGCGAGGCAGAUGGUCCUGAUGUUCCUCCUUCGCCGCGAUCGCCCAGAUCCGCUGUUGAAGAUGAAGACGAUGAAAAUAUAUCCGAGCCCGAUGAUGAUGAUGAUAAAGAUCAAGAUAUGGAUGAGGGUGAUCUUCCUCUUCCAGCUGCCCCUGGCAGCGACCAUCAGCAAACAGCUCUGAACUACUCAACUUUAGCCAGUGCAGUCGCUUCCGCUAAUGGUCCAACCACAGAUCCAAGCAUUUCCUCGACGGAAACCCUCCUAAGGAACAUCCAGGGUCUCCUCAAAGUCGCAGCAGACAACGCACGUCAACAGGAACGACAAAUUCACUACGAAAAAGCUGAAUUAAAGAUGGACGUCCUGAGAGAACGAGAAGAAAAAGACAAUUUAGAACGACAGCUUCACGAAGAACAAAAAAUAAGAGUAUUAGUACAAAAACGUCUUCGACGAGAAAAGAAAACAAGAAGACGACUGCAGGAGAAACUAGACUUAGAAAACAAACGACGAGGACAACUUGAAGAAGCUCUUAGAACUGCCGGAGCACCUGAACAAAUUAAUUUAAUUAACGAAAAACUUUCCCAGAUGGAGCAAAAACCAUCUUCGAGUAAUCAAUUACCUCCCACUAGCACACCUUCCAGCACCACGUCUAAUCAUGCUCCAAACAACUCACCUCAUCUACCGCCUCCAGUACCCGAUCGCCCCGAACGGCUCCCGGAACAACGUCCAGUAGAGAGAAUAAAACAAGAACGAGAAGAUCCCCCGGGAGCGAAUUAUGGCCAACAACCACCAAGAGAGAUGCGGGAACCUCCUCCACAACCUCCCAUACCUCAAGAUAACAAGCACUGGGGGUAUACCGGUAUUGAGCUUAUGAAUACUGGUGCUGCGUUUUGGCAAAAUUAUUCUGAUUCUUUGGCACAAGAGCUUGAAAUGGAAAGAAAAUCCAGGCAGCAACAGGUGGAGCGAGAAGUCAAGUCGCCUCUACAAGAUAGAUCCGGAUAUUAUAAAAACUCCGUAAUGUUUACAAGUAGUGCUACAUAAGACCAUAAUAAUUAAGUCAUGUAUAUAUUUAAAACAAAUCUGUACAGUUCUACAGUUACAUAAGAAAAGUUACAUAUAAAUAGGAUCGCAAAUAAACAUAACAUGAUAAGUAUAAUAAUAUAUAGGUAU
Messenger RNA from Diabrotica virgifera virgifera (western corn rootworm), 2650 nucleotides. RefSeq names its product dachshund homolog 2 (gene dac). The record is from RefSeq and is a predicted model, not a curated record. Bases 236 to 2521 code for a protein of 761 amino acids. The transcript is spliced from 11 exons. Lineage: Eukaryota; Metazoa; Arthropoda; Insecta; Coleoptera; Chrysomelidae.